Arabis nemorensis is the source of this 618-nucleotide messenger RNA. Lineage: Eukaryota; Viridiplantae; Streptophyta; Magnoliopsida; Brassicales; Brassicaceae. The record is from the annotation of a GenBank genome assembly.
AUGGCGACCAAAGUUUAUAUCGUGUACUACUCCAUGUACGGUCAUGUGGAGAAAUUAGCACAAGAGAUAAGGAAUGGUGCUGCUUCUGUUGAAGGAGUUGAAGCCAAACUGUGGCAGGUACCUGAGACGCUCCCAGAAGAAGUGCUGUCUAAAAUGAGUGCGCCGCCAAAGAAUGAUGCUCCUAUUAUCACUCCCAACGAGCUCGCUGAGGCUGAUGGGUUUGUCUUUGGUUUUCCAACAAGGUUUGGUAUGAUGGCUGCUCAGUUCAAGGCAUUCUUGGAUGCAACCGGUGGCCUUUGGAGAACUCAGCAACUCGCUGGUAAGCCAGCCGGAAUCUUCUACAGCACAGGGUCUCAAGGUGGUGGUCAAGAAACCACCGCUUUAACCGCCAUUACUCAGCUGGUGCAUCACGGGAUGAUAUUUGUCCCGAGCGGGUACACAUUUGGUGCCGGUAUGUUUGAGAUGGAGAAGGUGAAAGGUGGAAGCCCGUACGGGGCGGGAACAUUCGCUGGAGACGGGUCGAGACAGCCAACGGAGUUAGAGAUGGAGCAAGCAUUUCAUCAGGGGAAGUACAUCGCAGCCAUAAGUAAGAAGCUCAAGGGACCUGCUGGUGCUUAG